Teleopsis dalmanni is the source of this 1592-nucleotide messenger RNA. Its product is annotated as ubiquitin carboxyl-terminal hydrolase MINDY-3 homolog. Gene Ontology annotation, molecular function: K48-linked deubiquitinase activity; cysteine-type deubiquitinase activity; calcium ion binding. The coding region runs from base 163 to 1557 and encodes 464 amino acids. Gene Ontology annotation, biological process: protein K48-linked deubiquitination. Lineage: Eukaryota; Metazoa; Arthropoda; Insecta; Diptera; Diopsidae. The transcript has 7 exons. The record is from RefSeq and is a predicted model, not a curated record.
UGUCAGAAAAUUGCACAAAUAAAUAACAAAAUCUACUGAAAAACUUCUAUAAAGUAGCGUAUGUGCUAAUAAUUUUAAAUAAAAUAAGUAGUUAUUUAUGUUGUAAAAUAAAAAAGUAAUUUAGAUACGUGCUUAAGGCAUUGAAGUAAAACGCGCUUAACAAUGGGCGAGAAUUGCGCGAAAGGUGCAACGCAGAAAAUAAUUGAAAACAAGGAUGCCGAUACCAGAGAAUUAAACGAGAUUUGCAAUUUAUUAUGGGGACCAAGUAUACGAAGGGAUGUCUUUAGUAGAUGGUCGCAAGGCUUCGUAUUUAGUGAAGUUGAACCUUCAGCAUUAGUACAAAAACAAGGUGGUCCUUGCGCUGUGAUUGCACCUGUGCAAGCUUUUUUAAUAAAAAUUCUUAUUAUGGAUACGCCGGGUCAUUCCUUGAAAGAUCUGACAGAUGACAAAUGCAAAAAGCUGCUGAUAAAGGCGCUGUGUAAUAUUCUGCAAAAAUGUAAAGCGCAAAAACAGAGAAUCGUGUAUCUGCCGCAGGAUUCAUUUCAAACAGAAGCCAAAGAAACAUGUAAUGCUAAUACAGUCGUUAAUGUUGACAACCAAGACGCUUGUACGACAGCUAAAGGAGAGGCAGAUAAAGUAGCGGCUGCUGAGCUGUCACCUGAGCAAUUUCAUAAUCAAAUUCAGGUGCUUAAUUUUCGAACGGUGGAAGAAGUGGAAAUGUAUUACACUGAAAACUUUCAUGUGCUGUCGGCACAAUUUGGCGUACUGCUAUUUAUGUAUACUGUGUUAUUAACAAAGGGUAUAGAUAACGUGAAUUCUGAGCUCUCCGACACAUCAGAACCGCUCAUACAUAACACUUACGGCUAUGGUUCACAGGCUUUAAUAAAUUUAAUGUUAACUGGUCGAGCAGUUGCACAUGUUUGGGACAACGAUCAGGAUGUUGGUGGUUUGAAACUACGGGGCAUUAAUGAACAAAGCGAUAUUGGUUUCAUAACGUUGAUGGAACAAAUGCGUUAUUGCACUGUAGGUUCGUUUUAUAAAAAUCCAUGUAAUCCAGUUUGGGUUAUGGGCUCCGAAACGCACUUGACUGUGUUAUUUAGUACUGAAAAGAGGCUGGUUUCGCCGGAAACUCCUUCAGAAAUAGCGAGGCGAGUUUUUAAAUCGUUCGAUCCUGACGGCAACAAUUUUAUAGCUGCGCCUGUAUUGCAAGAUGUAAUGGCAACGUUGGAUUUGGUUAGUGAACAGGAAUAUGUGGAAAUAAUGCAAAAACGUUUAGACCCUGAAGGAUUGGGGAUAAUACUUUUAAAUGCAUUUAUGGAUGAAUUCUUUCCACGGGAAAAACGUUCUACACCAGAUACAUUUGAUUUAAUGCACUAUAAUGGUAUACCAGGUUCAAAUGAAGGAAACAAGGUACGCUAUUACAGGGGAUCUGCCAUUUUACUUGAAAGCGAUUUAAAAUCGGUUUGUGUGUCGAAUCCCAUGAUGACAUGCUUACAAACGAAAUGGCCAAAUAUUGAAAUAAACUGGCACGAUAUGCGAAUACCAUCACUAAAUUGACCUAACCACGCAUUACCAACAUCAACCAAUAGAUU